Messenger RNA from Dermatophagoides pteronyssinus (European house dust mite), 1499 nucleotides. Its product is annotated as putative tricarboxylate transport protein, mitochondrial. Gene Ontology annotation, molecular function: citrate secondary active transmembrane transporter activity. Lineage: Eukaryota; Metazoa; Arthropoda; Arachnida; Sarcoptiformes; Pyroglyphidae. The record is from RefSeq and is a predicted model, not a curated record. Gene Ontology annotation, cellular component: mitochondrion. Gene Ontology annotation, biological process: mitochondrial citrate transmembrane transport.
AACAGCUUUUUUUUUGAAGAGAAAGAUGACGUCGACACUGUUGUUGUUGUUGUUGUCUAAUAGAGCCUGAUAGGAUUUAUCAAAUCCCACCAAAAAAAUACAAAAAAAAACUCAUUUCAUUCAAUACUCACUCUCUAUCUCUCUCUCUCCCUAUUUUCGUACAUUUAUUAUCACUCAAAAAACAAACAAAAUACACAAAACACACAUCAUAUUAGAAAAAAUCGACCGCUGAUCGAACCUACAAUGUCAUCAACAACAGUAUUGUGGCAAUAGCCAAUUCGAAUUGAUUCGAAAUUUUUCCUCGAAGGAGAGAGAAAGAGAGUGAUUCUAGAGUUAUUUUAAAACAUCUCGUUUUUUUUUGUUUAUAAAAAUUUUGUUUUCAAAUUUUUAGAAAAUACCUCAAAAUUCAUUAAUCAAUAAUGUCCAAUAAUAAUUCAUCAUCAUCGAAACCUUCGGGUGCUACCAUUAUUACCGGUCCAUCACCACCAACAACAACACAACCAUCAAAAAAUUUUCAAAAAACAAUCAAAGGAAUUGUUGCAGGUGGUAUUACCGGUGGAAUUGAAAUUUGUAUAACAUUCCCAACAGAAUAUGUUAAAACACAGCUACAAUUAGAUGAAAGAAGUGCUAAACCACGUUAUAAUGGUAUUGCUGAUGUUGUUAGACAAACAGUACGUUCACAUGGUUUUUUUGGUCUUUAUCGUGGUCUUAGUGUAUUAGUUUAUGGUUCCAUUCCAAAAUCAGCUGUCAGAUUUGGUGCAUUUGAAGAAUUUAAAAAACGUAGUGUUGAUGAAAAAGGAAAUCUAUCAAUAUCGAAUCGUUUACUUUGUGGUUUAGGUGCUGGUGUUUGUGAAGCAAUAUUUGCCGUAACACCAAUGGAAACUGUUAAAGUAAAAUUUAUUAAUGACCAAAAUAGUACGAAUCCAAAAUUUCGUGGUUUUUUUCAUGGUGUACGAGAAAUUGUUCGUCAUGAAGGUAUUCGUGGUACAUAUCAAGGUUUAACGGCAACAAUUAUGAAACAAGGAUCAAAUCAAGCAAUCAGAUUUUUUGUUAUGGAAACAUUAAAAGAUUGGUAUCGUGGUGGUGAUCCAAAUAAAAAAGUAAAUAAACUUGUUACCGGUUUAUUUGGUGCAUUUGCUGGUGCUGCAUCCGUAUUUGGUAAUACACCUAUUGAUGUUGUUAAAACACGAAUGCAAGGUCUUGAAGCAAAAAAAUAUAAAGGAACUGUUGAUUGUUUUAUAAAAAUUGCUAAAAAUGAAGGUUUUUUUGCAUUCUAUAAAGGAACAGUACCACGUUUAGGACGUGUUUGUUUAGAUGUUGCAAUUACAUUUAUGAUUUAUGAUAGUUUUAUGGAAUUAUUUAAUACCAUAUGGAAGACACCUUAAUUCAUUCAUCAAUCGAUGAUAAUGAUAACUUCACAAUCAUUUUUUUUAUAUAGAGAAUAUAUUUAUACAGUUUUACUUUUAACAACAACAACAACAACAAAAACAUUGUCUUCU